Messenger RNA from Plutella xylostella (diamondback moth), 1074 nucleotides. RefSeq names its product N-acetyllactosaminide beta-1,3-N-acetylglucosaminyltransferase 4-like. Lineage: Eukaryota; Metazoa; Arthropoda; Insecta; Lepidoptera; Plutellidae. Gene Ontology annotation, biological process: protein O-linked glycosylation. The record is from RefSeq and is a predicted model, not a curated record. Gene Ontology annotation, molecular function: hexosyltransferase activity. Gene Ontology annotation, cellular component: Golgi membrane.
AUGUGGUGGAUACUUGCGGUGUUGCUGGCAGUCUCGGGCGGGGCGGCAGGGUGGUGGGGUGCGGGGCGCGGGGCGGGCGGCGUGUGGACGAGGCAGCUGUACCGCGAGGGCUUCAGCCGCGCGGGGGCGGCGCUGUGCCCGCGCGAGGGCACCGGCCUGCGCCUGCUGGUGCUGGUGGCCUCCCCACCCCCGAACAUCCCCCACCGCGCCGCCAUCCGCUACACCUGGGGACACUUCCUGCGCCGCCGCGACGUCGCCUUCGGCUUCGUGCUCGGAGCUACCAACGACUCCAAAGUGACCGCCCUCCUCCACCGCGAGAACGGUGACUGGGGCGACCUAAUCGUCACCAAUAAUAUAGACCACCCAGAAACGCAGUCGCUCAAGACGCUGUCGAUGCUCGAGUGGACGCUGCAGUACUGCCCGCGCGCGCCGCGCAUCCUCAAAUGCGACGACGACGUGUUUGUAAAUGUGCCGAUGCUGCUGCAGCUGGUCAGCGACACGGUGGACACGUAUAACGGGAUCUGGGGACACGUGGAGACUAGUGACAUAGGGUGGCCGCACGCGCACGGGUCUGCCUACCUGCUGAGCUCGGAGCUGGUGUACCCUCUGGCUCGCGAGGCGCUCCGGCAGCGCUACUCGCCGCGCGAGGCAGCGCUGUUCACGGGCUGGCUGGCGCGCAACGUGUCGGCGGAGUUGACACACGACGCUCGGUUCGCGCGCGCGCCGCUCUCGCCGCUGCUUGCCGCUACUGUGUCUGGAGUGACACCCGUGCAACAGCUCUCGAACUGGCGGCAAAUGUUCAGUGAAAUGCAUGACCUGAUCUACUCACCCGAGCACAUCGGCAUGGAUAACCCCUUUAUACAGGAAACUUUACUUUAAUGCACCAUAAACAUAGUAUUUAAACUUAUUCUUAUUAUUUAGUGACUUCGAAGUACCUUGAGAUAAAAGUUAUAAGUGAGGAAGCGGAUGCGGAGCCGAAGGCCCGGACGUCCGCCCUCCCUGCCCGGAACGUCCCAUUUCUCCGAGCAAGCGACCAAUAUGGCGGUCCAACGUGUUCCUUUUGGCAACUGUGGA